Molecule: messenger RNA, 508 nt
Organism: Hibiscus syriacus
Lineage: Eukaryota; Viridiplantae; Streptophyta; Magnoliopsida; Malvales; Malvaceae
Product: photosystem II 5 kDa protein, chloroplastic-like
Exons: 1
Coding region: 107-412 (101 amino acids)
Source: RefSeq, a predicted model, not a curated record
UAUUUGGAUGCUGUUCCCACCACCUCAUUUCAUAUGCUCCAUAUUCCUAGACUUGGACAUUUAAAUCUUCCAAAUCAGAAAUCCUUUGGCAUCUGCAGAAAAAAAAAUGGCUUCUAUCACCAUGACAGCACCAUUCCUCAGCGCCACUAACCUCACAAAAGGUACCAGAAAUGGCCAGAGGAGACUUGUUGUGGUCGCCAAUGCUGCUAAAGGAGCUGAAGUGGAGGGUGUCCAGUUGAGCGGUGAGACCAACAAUGCCAGGAGGGAGUUGAUGUUUGCAGCAGCAGCUGCUGCUCUUUGCUCGGUUGCGGGGGUUGCGACGGCAGAGCCUAAACCGGGCAGCGCUGAGGCCAAGAAGGCGUAUGCUUCUGUUUGUGUGACCAUGCCAACUGCUAGGGUCUGUCGCAACUGAAACUGUGUAUCGCUCGGCUAGUUUGGGCUGAAGCUUGUAAUUUAGAGUGCUUGUAAUUUCUCAUCAUUAAGAAACUAAAUUUAAUUCUGUGCUAAA